Messenger RNA from Funneliformis caledonium, 273 nucleotides. Lineage: Eukaryota; Fungi; Glomeromycota; Glomeromycetes; Glomerales; Glomeraceae. The record is from the annotation of a GenBank genome assembly.
GAUAGAAGAUCCUAUAGUACACAUGGUAUCGAUACUCCUGAUACUCCCAAUACUUCUAAUACUUCUGAUACUUCAUGUAGUAUUAAUUUUUUAUACACAUUUUUUACUAAUACCACAAAUAGUCUUCAUACUAUCCGUAGAAUUAAUCCUUCCGAUACUCCGCAUAAUACUGAUUACAAAAAUAUCAUGCAAUACCAAGAUAUGAAAUCCAAGCCUCUAGAUCAAUUAAGAAAGAGAUUUCAUAUAUCAACUUCUCGUUUAUAUCAAAUUUGA